Molecule: messenger RNA, 1059 nt
Organism: Hibiscus syriacus
Lineage: Eukaryota; Viridiplantae; Streptophyta; Magnoliopsida; Malvales; Malvaceae
Exons: 2
Coding region: 16-966 (316 amino acids)
Source: RefSeq, a predicted model, not a curated record
CGGAUAAAAUAACCCAUGGCUUCUUUUUCCCUCGUUUCCACGUUUUCACUCUUUUUCGCUACCGCUAUAGUCCACCAUUCCCUCGCCGGUUUCUUAGCUCAACCGGUACCCAUAGCCGACACAUCCCCAAACACGGUCCCCGCACUCCCUGCUCAAACCCAAGCUCAAAUUUGCCGGCUUGACUUGUCGGCCGAGCUAUUCGGCGGUGUCAACGACGCCUGUGGCCACAACCUAGAUAGGAGCCGCUGCUGUCCCGUCUUAGCAGCGUGGCUCUUUGCUGCUCACGCCAGGUAUGCUUUGCAGGUCUCGGCUCCUGCUACAGAAGAAUCUGAGCUGCCGGACCAGCCCAUGAGGCCGGACGAUUCGCAAAAGUGUGUGAACUCGUUACAAAGCGCAUUGUUAAGCAAGCGCGUGAGGAUUCCUCAACCGAACGCCAGUUGUGAUGCGAUUCUGUGUUUUUGUGGGAUAAGGCUACACCAGAUUAGUUCCUUGAGUUGCCCGGCUGCGUUUAACAUUUCCGGUCACCGGAACGCGACGCCCACUGCUGCCGUUAAGAAUUUGGAGAGGAAUUGCAGGAACUCUUCGUAUGCUGGGUGUACAAAAUGCCUCGGCGCUCUUCAAAAGCUCAAAGGUGGACACAACAAGAACGGAACGCAAGACAGGAGCACGACCGAGAGAGCGAACAAGAUGUUCAACCGAGACUGCCAGCUGAUGGGGCUCACUUGGCUCCUCGCGCGCAACAAAACGGCGUACAUACCCACCGUUUCGGCCGUACUGAGGGCCAUAAUGUACAGCUCGCACCCUCAUGAGGCCAAGUGCAGCCCGGAUCAAGAGAACAUGCCCUUAGCCGUUGAUUCUCUUCAGUUCGAGAAAGUUCAAUCGUCGGCACCAAUGUCACCACCGUCGUGGGAAUCUUCUGCGUUCCUGAUUCUGCCCCCUAUGAUAUUGGUUUUAGUAUUCGGGUAGCCUCGACUGGUGAUGUUUAGUAUUAUUUUUUCUGGGUAGUCGUCUGAGACUGUCGUGGAAUCACGUGAAGCUUUCUAAGCUAGCAGACAAACA